AUGGCAGAUUCUACGUCUCUGAAGCUCAGACCCGGUAACUGUGUGGAGGUCGAGGGCGUCAUUCCUCAGGGAUGUAAAAUGUUUUUCAUCAACUUGGGAAAAGAUAAGAAUUUAGUGAUCCAUUUUAUGGCUCGAUUUGACUUCAUGGGACACAAGAACCUCUUAAUCAUGAACUCGAUGGUGGACGGUGUCUAUGGAGCUGAGCAAAAGGAAACCGUCUUCCCCUUCCAGGAGGGGAAAGAUACCAUGAUUUGCUUCCAGUUUGAGAAGAAGGACAAGAUCACCAUACAACUACUUGAAGGAAAGCCUUUCUCAUUCCCAGUCCGCCUCCCCAUAGAGGAGAUCUCAUACUUUGCUGUGCAAAACCUCCAGCUCAAGUCCAUCAUCGUAAAAUGA
Rana temporaria (common frog) is the source of this 396-nucleotide messenger RNA. RefSeq names its product galectin-1-like. Bases 1 to 396 code for a protein of 131 amino acids. The record is from RefSeq and is a predicted model, not a curated record. Gene Ontology annotation, molecular function: laminin binding; carbohydrate binding. The transcript has a single exon. NCBI's taxonomy places the organism in Eukaryota, Metazoa, Chordata, Amphibia, Anura, Ranidae.